This is a messenger RNA of Sipha flava (yellow sugarcane aphid), 6709 nucleotides long. It is a transcript of the gene CLIP-190, whose product is annotated as CAP-Gly domain-containing linker protein 1. Lineage: Eukaryota; Metazoa; Arthropoda; Insecta; Hemiptera; Aphididae. The record is from RefSeq and is a predicted model, not a curated record. Gene Ontology annotation, molecular function: microtubule plus-end binding. Gene Ontology annotation, biological process: cytoplasmic microtubule organization. The transcript is spliced from 20 exons. Gene Ontology annotation, cellular component: microtubule plus-end; nucleus; cytoplasm. The coding region runs from base 306 to 6656 and encodes 2116 amino acids.
AAAGUGGCACAUACAUCAUGACGAUAACAUUCUCAUGUUAACCGUUAAAGUCGUUAUCAAUAUUAUGAUGCCUGUGACUGUACAAAAUGAGAUAGCUGUUUAGUGCGAGCGCCCACUUAUUUUAUAUUUUUGUACCCAAGUUAAUUUUUUGAUUUCGUUUUGUUUGUUGUGCGGUUUUAAGUUUUAAAAUUACAAAACUUGUUUAAUUUAAAUUUUAGGAAUUUUGAAUCAAGAGAUUACGGAUUUAUCUAAAUAUUUCAGGUUUACAGUGCAUUAUUCAAUAAAAUUAGUUAAAAUUAUUAAAAAUGAGUGAAAAUCCCGAAAAUAAGGAAACGAAGACGUCUGGAUUACGGCAACCAACAAAAAUACCUACAAUGGGAGUGUCGAGGUUACCCAGUUCGUCUUCCAUUAAACUUGACUUGCCACACAGUCAUAAAUACAAUGAUGGUUUUAAUAAAAAACCAUUAGAUGAGCGUAAAUCAUCGAGCGGUUCAGAAUCUUUCAUGGGAGAUGCUCGUAGACUUAGUGAAGCUGGUAUAAGACGUAGUUCAGGAAAUAGUGUUGUUCUUACCGAAGAUACAGACAAAUUCAUAAUUGGUAAUCGAAUUUGGGUGGGUGGUACUAAACCAGGCCAAAUUGCCUACAUAGGCGAGACUAAUUUUGGAAGUGGUGAUUGGGCUGGCAUAGUUCUUGAUGAGCCAAUUGGUAAAAAUGAUGGGUCUGUAAGUGGCACAAGGUAUUUUCAAUGCGAACCUAAAAGAGGUAUAUUUGCACGUUUGACUAAUCUAACCUCUGCUCCUUUGAGUUCUAUUGAAGAUUCAAUGAUUCAAAGUUCAUUUUCUAAAGCUAAACCAUUAGGAUUUUCAACUCCUAUGCCAAAACGAGAAACUUCAACUGUAACUACAAUAAAACCUUCAACAAAAGGUAUUACUCAAUCAACUGUAUCCAAGAGUACCAGUGAUUUAAAAAUCGGUGACCGUGUAAUUAUUAGCAGUGGUCAAGGUUCUAAAUUAGGUAUUCUAAAGUAUCGUGGUGCAACCCAAUUUGCACCUGGAGAAUGGUGUGGUAUUGAAUUAGAUGAUCCACUUGGAAAAAAUAAUGGAACUGUAGAAGGAAUAAAAUAUUUUGAGUGUGAAGAUAAAUUUGGUUUAUUUACUCCUAUUGCUAAAGUAUCAAAAUCACCUAUGUCAUCUAGUCGAAUGUCGACAAAUUGUGCUAUUCACAAAGCAAAACGAUCACCGGAUUCUUUGAAUGGAUCCAUGAUCAGUACUAUUACAUCAAACACAAUGUCAUCAAUACCAUCUCGGCAAGUCAAAAUAUCAGAUUUAGAUCGAUUGAAAUUACAAUUAACUCAAAUGAAAAAGGAAAAUGAACUUCUUCGUUCGCAAGUUACUAAAGCAGCAAAUCAAGCAGAUGUUGCUGAAAAAAAAUUGGAAGAAAUAUUAAAAGUUCAAGUUGAUAAGUCAUCUGAAACUCAAAUUAAUAAUAUAAAUCUGCUAAAACAACAAUUAAAUAUUAUGCAGAAACAAAUGGACGAAGAAAAAGAAAAAGUUCAAAAUUUGCAGUUCACCAAUGAAGAACAGAAUGUUGUCAAUAUUGAACUACAAAAUAAAAACACUGAACUUUUGAUAAAGAUUAAAGAACUAAAAUAUGACUUAGACAAAGAAAGAAAUUUAACUAAAGAUGUUGAAAAAGAGACAAUGAAAAUUUUUGAAAAGGAAGAAGAAUUAUGUAGAAUAAAAGAGGAGUUGGAAUCUCUUAAAAAAGUAAUUGAUAAUAAUGAAGAUGAAUUGCAAAAAUCUGUGUCCAACUUAAGUUCAGAAGUAGUUGACAAAGAAACACAUUUAAACAUUUUACGUCAAACAUUGAAUGAAAAUUCUCAAACACAUGAUCGCUUAUUAAAGGAAGCUAAUGAGAAAUUAUUUGCUACUACAGAACACUUAAAUAAAGUAAUUGAAGAAAAAGAUAAAAAAAUUGAACAAAAUCAAGAGAUGAUCGACCAAUUAAAUGAAGGUAUUAAAUGUUUAAGUGCAUUGAAGAAUGAAGAACAUGAUGAUACUGUGAACAAUCUAAAAAAUGAGCUAUCAAAAUUAAAGGAUGAAUAUAAAGUAAUUAUUGAUAAGCAUGAACAAGAACUUGCUAGUAAAUUGGAAAAUAAAAAUCGUCAAAUUGAACAGCUCCAAAAAAACCAUACUGAUAUAAUGUGUUUAAAUGAUUCUGAAAAAAAUAUUAUUGAAAAAUUAAAACUUAAUUUACAUACAACUACUGAAGAACUAAAAGAAUUGAAAGCCAAACAAUUGAUUUAUAAUAAAGAAGCUUUUGAAAAAAUUCUUAAGCAACCAAUGCAGUUGGCUUUAAUUAAUAUUGAAGAAUUAUCAAAAGAUUUUAAUAAAUCAUUAAUACUAAAAAAUAAACAAAUUGAAAUUUGUAACAUAACAUUAAUGAAAAUUAAAACACAGAUAAUUAAGUCUAAAUCUCAGUUAGAAACAACUUUUAAUAAUAAAGUAAAAGAAAAAGAUGAUGAAAUAAAAAAUUUGUCAGUAAAAUUAAAUGCCAUUUCUGAAAAUUUUGAACAACUUGAAAAAGUUUAUCAAAACGUAAACAUAGAAUUAAAAUCAGCAUUACAAUCAGUAAAAGACAAAACAACUUUACUAGCAGAAUUAAAAAAAAAAUAUGAUGAUUUGGAAUCUGUACAGGAAUUAAAUAGAAAUGAAUUAGAAAAAGAACUUACUACCAAACUGAAAAUUAUAAAUGAUGAAUUUGUAUGUCUUAAGUCUGAAAAAUCUAUGUUGGAAGAAAAAUAUGAAAGUUAUGUGAAAGAAAUGGAGAAAAUAAUAGAAGAUAAGGAUAAUAAAUUAAUACAAGAUAAUAUUUUAAUAGAAAAUCUUAAUAUAUCUUUGAAAGAAUUAACUAUAUCAAAACAAAAUGAAUUGGAUAUUAUUAAUAAAAAAGUAUUGCAGUUAGAAGAAGAUAAAAAACAAAUAUUAAAACACCAACAAUUAGAACUAACCACAAAAGAUGAACUAAUAAAUAGUUUAACCAAUAAACUUGAACAAACAUUAACUGAAAAACAAAAACAGGAUAUUAAUAAUGCCAAUUUGCAGUCUGAAUUAAUAAAUGAAACUACUAAUUAUCAAUUUACUAUAAAAGAAUUACAAGAUAAGAUUAAUCAAUUAGAUGAGAAAAUAACAUCAAAUGAAGAAAUAUUUAAAAAAGAAUUGGAAUCAAAAAAUUUCGAAAAAGAAUCAAUUAAAUUAGAGAAUUCAGAUCUUAUUAAAAAAUUAAAUUUGUUAGAAAAUUCAAAAUUAAAUCUUGAGGAAAAAUUGGCUUUAAAUGAAGUAUGCAUGCAGGAUAUUCAAAAUUUAAACCUAUUAAUUAAUGAAAAGGAUAAAAUAAUUGGUGAUAAUCAAAUAAAAAUCAAAGAGUUAGAUCAUCUAAUUCUGCAGACUAAAAACAGAUAUGAUGCUAUUUUAAAGAAGAAAGAAGAAGAAAUUAAAGAAUUAUUAAAAAUUGGAGAUGAAAAGUUAUCACUAGAAGAGAAAACUAAGAUUAUAUUAGAUGAAAAAGACAAAGAACAUUCUAAACUUAAGGUAAAAAUUGAAGACUUAGAAAGUAUGAAAAAAACUUUUGAGAAACAACUAGAGGCAAGUGAAUUGCGUGAACAGGAUUUAAAUAAAUUAAAUGAAAUAAUCCGAGAAAAAAUCAAAAUUAUCGAAGAAAAAAAUUUAAAAAUUGAACAUUUGAAUAAUUUAAUCUUGCAAACCAAAACCAAAUAUGACACCCAAUUACAAGAAAAAGAUCAUAUCAAUGAACUAUUGAAAACUAAUGAAGAGAAAUUGAAUUUGGAAAAAAAACGAGAUGAAGCUAUAUUAGCUGAAAAAAAUAAGGAAAUUUCACUUUUUGUUGAGAAAUUAAAUACUUUGGAAAAUAUUAAGUUAAAUUUGGAUGAACAAAUAAAAAUAAGCGAAAAACAAGACCAUGAGAUCACAGAAUUGAAAAAAGAUGUAGAAAACAAGACUAAAGCAAUUGAGGAUAGUAAUUUAAAGAUUGAACUAUUAAAUAAUAUUAUUGUAGAGACUAAAACCGACUUAGAAAUGAAAGUGAAAGAAAGAGAAAAAAAAAUUAAGGAGCUUGAGAAAAUAGGAGAAGACAAAUUAAUAAAGGAAAAAAUAGGAUAUGAAACUUGUCUGACUGAAAAAAAUAUAGAAAUUGAAAUAUUGAAAAAUCGAUUACAAGAAUUUGUAGAAAAUAAUACUGAAAAUGAAUUAAUGUUAAAACUAGAAUCUGCUAAUGAAGAAUUAAACAAGGAGAGAGUUCGGGUAGCUAAUUUGGAAGUAUUAAAAAAAGAGUUGGAAAAAACAGUAUCAGAACAUAAAACUGCAUUUGAACAAUUAGAAUUGUCAAAAAAAGAUAUGAUCAAAACUAUAGAAGAACAAAAUAUUCUGAAUGCUGAGCUUAAGGCAAAAAAUAAGAUUGAAUCAGAUCAAUUAGAUGUUGAAAAAUUAGAGAUUCAAAAACAAAUCAAUGAGCUAAAAAAUAAAUGUUCUGUAUUACAGUCAGCUUUUGAUGAUAAGAAUAAUGAAAUUGAACAUAUUAAAAAAAAUGUACUUAUGGAAUUAAAAAAAGUAGUUGAAGACAAAACAAAAAUUAUAGAUGAUAAAAAUUCAAAAAUCGAUCAGUUGAGUAAUACAAUUAUGUUGUCUGAAGUAGAAUUUAGCACCAAAUUGAAAGAAAAAGAAAACAAUAUUGUGGACAGAAUAAAAAUUACAGAAGACAAAUUUAUUAAAGAAAAAUUAAUAUUGGAAAAUAAUACUCAAAUUUUAUUGGAUGAGAAAGAUAAAGAAAUUUCACUAUUUGUUGAGAAACUAAAUACUUUGGAAAAUAUUAAGUUAAAUUUGGAUGAACAAAUAAAAAUAAGCGAAAAACAAGACCAUGAGAUCACAGAAUUGAAAAAAGAUGUAGAAAAUAAGACUAAAGCAAUCGAGGAUAGUAAUUUAAAGAUUGAACUAUUAAAUAAUAUUAUUUUAGAGACUAAAACUGACUUAGAAAUGAAAGUGAAAGAAAGAGAAAAAAAAAUUAAGGAGCUUGAAAAAAUAGGAGAAGAUAAAUUAAUAAAGGAAAAGAUAGGAUAUGAAACUUGUCUGACUGAAAAAAAUACAGAAAUUGAAAUAUUGAAAAAUCAAUUACAAGAAUUUGUAGAAAAUAAUACUGAAAAAGAAUUAAUGUUAAAACUAGAAUCUGCUAAUGAAGAAUUAAACAAAGAGAGAGUUCGGGUAGCUAAUUUGGAAGUAUUAAAAAAAGAGUUGGAAAAAACAGUAUCAGAACAUAAAACUGCAUUUGAACAAUUAGAAUUGUCAAAAAAAGAUAUGAUCAAAACUAUAGAAGAACAAAAUAUUCUUAAUGCUGAGCUUAAGGCGAAAAAUAAGAUUGAAUCAGAUCAAUUAGAUGGUGAAAAAUUAAAAAUUCAAAAACAAAUCAAUGAGCUAAAGAAUGAAUGUUCUGUAUUACAAUCUACAUUAGGUAAAAAAAAUCUUGAAAUAGAACAGCUUAAAUCCCAAAAUUUGGAAUCUGUUAAUGGUGACAGUAAAGAAUUAAACCGAUUAAAAGCCUUGCUUGAAAAAGAUCGCAGUACCCAAUCCCAUUUAGAAUUUCGUAUACAAGAGCUAACAGAUGAAAAUCAUUAUUUGAAUGAACGUAUUGAAGGCAAUAGAAAUCUACUUCAGAGAAAUCAUAAUGAUAAUCAAGAAAAAUAUAACUUAGAAAAAAAAUAUGAAGAAACCUAUAGUUUGUUAAAAAUUAAAGAAAAUCAAAUUUUAGUACUACAAACAGAGUUAAAUUCUUGGAAGUUAAAGGAUAUGGAGAAAUGUAAGAAUAAUAUUAUUCAAGACAAACCUGAUAAAAGUGAUGUUCAUUUAUUAGCAGAAAAAAACGAAGAAAUUAAAAUAUUGAAUUCUAUUAUAUUAGGAUUACAUAAAAAAUUAUCGGCAGUCAUGGAAACUGAUGUUUCUGAAUUUGAAAUUGAGAAAAAUCCAAAUGGUGUUUCAAAAGAAGAUUAUCAAAAACUAUACAAAGCAACAAAAAAUAAUGUCAAACUUAAGGAAUGUGAAAAUCUAUCAUUAAAGCAAGAGAUUUACAAACUUAAAACUGAAAAUGAACGUUAUUCUGAGUUUAAAACGAAAUGUGAAAGUUUAGAAAAUGAUAAAAAAGUUCUUCAAAGGUUGGUGGUUAAUUAUGAAUCCUCUCAACCUGCUAAAGUCAAAAAUGAAAAAACAGAUGAUAAAUCUGAAACUGAAAAAAUACUGGAAGAAAAAGAUUGGCAAAUAAACUUGUUGAACAACAUAAUCGCUGGUCUGCAUACUAAGGUGUCAGAAAACAAAUUUAAAAUUGAGGCACUAGAAAAACAAAUUUUGGAUUGUGGAUUAGAUCAAAACAAAAAAGUACGCUUAAGGACUACUCGACUUUAUUGUGAACAAUGUGAAAUAUUUGAUUCUCAUGACAAUGAAGAUUGCCCCGAAAAGCCAAAAUCUCCUGAAGUGCAAAGGAAACGAAGAGUAGUUAAUGAUGGUUCAAAUAAAACUGCUGAAGAACCAUUUUGUGUUUGCUGUGAUAUGUUUGGACAUACAGCUGACGAGUGUGAUAGUUCAUUAACAUUUUAAUGUGUUUCAAUUUGAAUCCUAUCACUAAAUAUUUAAUACUAUUAUUAAAAUAG